UAUUCCAGCCGACAUUGAGCAUGCAAGAUCAAGAUAUCAUGUUGUGCCGUCAUAAUGGAAAUUUGGCGCGGGGCCUUGUCGGCAAUGCCGUCGCAAUGCCAUGAGGGGACACAAGGCUGUGGCGCACAACGCCGUCAUUCCUUUUCAGCCAGUGACACUCUUGCGUGGAUAAACGGAUGGAAUGCAAAGCAUAUAUGAGCGCAUUCAGCCAGUCGGGUUUUCAAUGUCCAUGCGAAAUAGAUUAUGUUCUCGUAUAAGCCCCCAGCUGACCGGCUCGCCUCACCGUCAGAAGUACAACCGUGCAAGUAGGUAGAGGCUUCGCCUGCCCGACCCUUGGCGGGUACAGCACCAAAAGAGCCUCCAAAUCUUUCAGAUAAGCACGCAGAAAGGCCUGCUCAUGCUGCCGUGCGGAUCUUACCAGAACCAAAGAUGGGACCAUGACAGCGUCAGAUUAUCCUCCGAUGGAGGAUCCCCUCCACUGGUCGUUGACGGAUCGACCCUCCGGUCCUGAGGAGAAGCAGCUGUUGAAAGCGCAACUUCUACUAGCCCUAUGGACGUCGACACCAGGCAGGGACCUCAGAUCUUCCGACGCCUUUCUCGAGUACUAUCUGGCUCAGCGCUAUCUGAUCAGAGUGUACGGCUUGAACCUCCAGACCCACGAGGACGUAAUCAACCUGAUCCUGUUCAUCCGCGCGCGCUCCACCGUCCCCCGCGACGACCUCCUCGCACAGUUAAACAACGACCAUUGGACCUGGCUGGGUCCCGCACCCCAAUCCGCAGAGCACGCUGUAGAGAUUGCGGUCGGCAUCUGGCUCAUGGUCGGGGUAGACGACUGGGCGGGUUCGCAAACACUACAAGAGUACGUUGCAGCGUUAUUCCCCGACAAGCACGACAGCAGCGUUGUCACCGCGCCAGUGUCGCUCGAGUUCAACGCGUACAACCUUCACCGCAUCGGCGGCUUUAAUGUCGUCUGGACAGACUGCAUCCAGGACCAUCUGUCGCUCAUCAAUGACCAGACGCAAAAGGAGCUACGCGUAUUUCACGUAGCCUGCUUCCUACAGUACUCCACGUACAGUAACCCUAACCAUAAGAUAUUCCCCCCCGGGUUCCUCGAAGAAACAAUCCGAACCCUCGCCCUCCUCUUCCCCGCCGCCCACCUCGACUGCCGCCAAUGGAUACAAGGGGCCCAAGAGCGCGAGAACGUUGGUCUGGAAGCCGGUCUCCUCCUGCGGGCGCCCCGCGACCUGCGCAACUACCGAUACUGGGGCCAGCGACUGCGGGAACUCAAAGACGAAUAUGAUCGGACUGAGCCCACCACGAUCAGACAGUGGGUGCUGGACAAGCGGAAACCCAACCAGCGAUACACGUUUUGGAUAGCGGUGGCGGCGUUGGCGCUGGCGCUGGUUUUUGGAUUGAUCCAGUCGGUGACGGGGAUUGUGCAGGCGGUUGCUGCUGUUAGGGGGGAUGGUUGAGUUUUCUUCUCGUCUUCUGUCUUUUAUUUUUUUCUCUUUUUUUUUGGUUGACGGGGACUUUCUAUGGGCGUCGAGUCAAGCAAACAUAGGAGGUCGCUGCAUUUCUGCUCAAUCCCAUAUUCGAUACAGAUGGUUAAGGUUCAAUUAAUGCAUAUUCCAUUCCCGUUCC
Molecule: messenger RNA, 1641 nt
Organism: Aspergillus candidus
Lineage: Eukaryota; Fungi; Ascomycota; Eurotiomycetes; Eurotiales; Aspergillaceae
Exons: 2
Coding region: 438-1472 (344 amino acids)
Source: RefSeq, a predicted model, not a curated record